Messenger RNA from Abrus precatorius (Indian licorice), 1149 nucleotides. RefSeq names its product psbP domain-containing protein 3, chloroplastic. The transcript has 10 exons. The record is from RefSeq and is a predicted model, not a curated record. Gene Ontology annotation, molecular function: calcium ion binding. Gene Ontology annotation, cellular component: photosystem II oxygen evolving complex; extrinsic component of membrane; photosystem II. Gene Ontology annotation, biological process: photosynthesis. NCBI's taxonomy places the organism in Eukaryota, Viridiplantae, Streptophyta, Magnoliopsida, Fabales, Fabaceae. Bases 51 to 794 code for a protein of 247 amino acids.
CAAUAAUAAUAAAAAUUAGAAAUGGAGGCAGAGAAGGUAAUCUGAAAGGAAUGGCGUCCAUUUCGUGGCUGUGUUGUGUUCGUAUGCAACCCACACUUUGUAACUUUACGGCCUCUGCUACUGAGAAAGGUCUAUCGCCUCCCAUAACCUUGAAGUUGGACCAUCAUAGAAAAACAUCAUGUUUACUUUCUUCCAUUGAAGAUCGAUGUGCGGUUAAUAGAAGACAACUAAUUCUUCACGCUGCUGUAGCUGUUAUUGCAGCUCCAGCAACUGCUCCAAAUGCAUUGGCUCUCAAUGAUGCUUCCGAGGAUGUUCGUAUCUACACUGACCAUGACAACAAGUUCAAGAUAGAGAUUCCCCAAGAGUGGCAAGUAGGAACAGGAGAGCCUAGUGGGUUUAAAUCAAUAACUGCUUUCUACCCAAAUGAGGCAUCCAAUUCCAGUGUGAGCGUUGUGAUUACAGGGCUGGGACCAGAUUUCACUAAGAUGGAAUCCUUUGGCAAAGUCGAUGAGUUUGCUCAGACUUUGGUUAGUGGACUGGACAGAAGCUGGCAAAGACCCCCGGGUGUGGCCGCUAAACUAGUAGAUUGUAAAACAUCUAAUGGGAUUUAUUACAUCCAGUACUGGCUGCAAAAUCCUGGUGACAGUCGCAAAUAUUUAUAUUCAGCAAUUGGGAUGGCAUCAAAUGGUUGGUAUAACAGACUGUAUACUGUGACAGGACAGUUUGUGGAAGAGGAAACAGACAAGUAUGCUUCAAAAAUUCAGAAGGCAGUUGCAUCAUUUAGGUUCAUAUGAAGAAAAUGGUCAUGAGAAGGGAGAAAUUUUCUCACACAUCAUCUUUUCUAUUUGAUUACGGAUUUGAGUCUGCCUAGAUCUUUUCUUUCCUGGGCACAAUCGAUAUUCUCUUGACAUUGUUUUCUUAAGCUAGAAAUGGCAGACUAGAUCUGACUGGUAAGAUAAAUACCGCGGGUCCAUCACUUUUCCUUUAGAAAUGUCGAAUCAAAGUAAUAUACUUAAUGGCCCUAAUUAGCAAUUUAAAAUAAUUGAUCAAAUAUUUUACGGUGAAUGAAAUUGCCUCCGAUCAAACCCUGCAUUAACUGAAGGAGUGUGGUGGUAGCAUUGUGCUAAUGCUUCGGCACACUUUUAUUAU